Camelina sativa (false flax) is the source of this 732-nucleotide messenger RNA. The record is from RefSeq and is a predicted model, not a curated record. NCBI's taxonomy places the organism in Eukaryota, Viridiplantae, Streptophyta, Magnoliopsida, Brassicales, Brassicaceae.
UAUGCAGAAUGACCCAAUCAUCAAAUAUGUUGCUGCUGCUAUAGAAAAAGAAGGGAUCAGCGCUUUCCGUUUUGAUUUCUCUGGGAAUGGAGAGAGUGAAGGCAGUUUCUAUUUUGGUAACUACAACUAUGAAGCUGAUGAUCUACGUUCUGUUAUCCAAUACUUCACUAACAUGAACCGUGUGGUUCCUAUCAUUCUUGGCCACAGUAAAGGUGGUAAUGUAGUCCUUGUUUAUGCCUCCAAGUAUCACGAUAUCCGCAAUGUAAUCAAUCUCACUGGAUAUUCUGAUCUGAAGAAAGACUUAGUAAGGCGUCUUGGGGAAAAUUAUUUGGAAAGAAUUGAGCAACAAGGAUACAUUGAUGCUAGGGAAGAAUGGCGUAAUAUAAAGGUUAUCGACUAUCGUGUUACCAAGGAGAGCUUAAUGGAAAGGUUAAACACUAAUAUGCAUGAAGUUUGCCACAAGAUUGACAAAGAAUGCAAGGUCUUGACGGUUCAUGGAUCGGCUGACGAGGUAAUACCUCUGGAAGAUGCCAAGGCGUUUGAGAAGAUCAUACCCAACCACAAGCUGGAGAUUGUGGAAGGAGCUGAUCAUUGUUAUAACGAACAUCUAAGUCAGCUAGCUACAACAGUUAUGGAGUUUAUAAAGACAGCCAUUGUGAACAACUAGUAUUUUGUUCUCUCUCUCUGAGUUAUAAUAAUGUUCCUGAUGCCAUAAAACAUAAAUUUUCCAAA